AUGGACUAUUCGUACGACCUGGGCUACGCCAUCCUCGUUCAGGGAUAUGAUACUCGGACAGAUUUCGCUACAGAGCCCCGAAACCCAGAAGACACAGCUGAACUCACCGAAGAAAAUUUCGACCCUCACACCUACGUUGAGCAAGAUGGACAAAAUCAAUAUCAGGACUUCACUGCUGGUACAGCUUGCCGCCUGCAGCUUGUACACAGUGCCCCAGGCUUUGGAAGCGAUCACAACACCUAUGAGCUUAGCGCAAACAAUCUUGACGCAGGAUACUCUUCCUACUCGUCAUCACCGAGUGAACAAAUACCAGUGCCCAAAAUUACAUCAAUCGUGUCUUCUUCUCCAAGGACUGCCCACAUUUUCGACCACAUUGGUGCUUGGGACAACAACGGCUUCGAGAUUAAUUAUCCAGCCCCCAUUGAAGGCCACGAACACCCCGCCGAAUACCAGCGACUGAGGUUCAAUAACUUGCCUGGCAAGUCAAAAAGGUCCGAUUCGACCGAACGUCAACGGUCCAACAGUCCUGAGAACAAGAAGCGUGGAAGUAAGCAACCCAAGUCCACAAGAAAUAACGAGCCGGUCCGAAGUCGGCGACGUAGUGAGAGGAAUAAAUGA
Molecule: messenger RNA, 618 nt
Organism: Colletotrichum truncatum
Lineage: Eukaryota; Fungi; Ascomycota; Sordariomycetes; Glomerellales; Glomerellaceae
Source: RefSeq, a predicted model, not a curated record